Triticum dicoccoides is the source of this 2043-nucleotide messenger RNA. RefSeq names its product LRR receptor-like serine/threonine-protein kinase GSO1. NCBI's taxonomy places the organism in Eukaryota, Viridiplantae, Streptophyta, Magnoliopsida, Poales, Poaceae. Bases 1 to 2043 code for a protein of 680 amino acids. The record is from RefSeq and is a predicted model, not a curated record. The transcript has a single exon. Gene Ontology annotation, molecular function: protein binding.
AUGACAAGACCAGGCGCCCUCGCUCACCUCGCCGCUGCUGCCGCUGUAUUCCUACUGGCGACCACCACCAUCCCGGCGGCCACUAUUGGCACCGUGGUGCAUUCGGAGGCCGAUGCACUGCUGGCAUGGAAGGCCAGCCUCAUCGAGGCAGCUGCGCUCUCCAACUGGGCCCGGGACACGCCGGUUUGUGAUUGGGAUCGGGUGUACUGCGAGAAACAAGACAUCACGAGUCUAUGGCUCCAGGGACUCGGUCUCUCGGGCGGGCUCGGUAUGCUCGAUACCGUGGCCUUCCCGGCGCUCAUAACUCUGGACCUCAACGACAAUAACCUCAGCGGCACCAUCCCGGCAAGCAUCUCGAGGUUGAGCUCCCUCGAAUCACUCGACCUCAGCAACAACACAUUAAGCGGCUCCAUUCCACACCAGCUCUGCGGUCUAGUCUCCGUCAGUUUGCUGGUCCUGAGCAACAACCAACUCAGUGGAGAGCUCCCGAACUGUUGGUGCAACCUCCAGUCUCUGCGAGUCAUGGACCUUUCAAGCAACAGGCUCAUCGGGAAGCUUCCGGACUGCUUGUGGAACAUGGAGGCUCUGGUGUACAUGGACCUGUCCGAUAACUCCUUCUCAGGAAAAUUGCCGGCAGCUACAGCAAGCCAGAACUGCUCUCUCACAUCACUAUAUCUCGCCAGAAAUGCUUUUGUUGGAACUGUCCCACUCUUGGAUGGUUGUGACUCGCUGGUCGCCCUCGACAUCAGCAACAAUAGGUUGAGCAGCUCCAUUCCGCCGCAGCUCGGUGACAUGUGCAGGCUCUACGACCUCCGGCUCUACAAUAACAGCCUCAUCGGUAACAUCCCGCACCAGCUCUGCAGGCUCCUCUCCAUUGAUAUUCUAGAUUUGUCCAACAAUCUGCUCACCGGAGAGCUCCCGGACUGCUGGUGUAACCUCCACUCUCUGGCGUUCAUGGACCUGUCGAACAACCGGCUCACGGGGAAGCUCCCGAACUGCUGGUGGAACCUCAAGGAUCUGCAGUUCAUGGAUCUAUCAAACAACUCCUUCUCAGGUAAAAUUCCCGUGGCUGUGGCAACCCACCACUGCUCUCUUAGGUCACUUUAUCUCGCCGGAAAUGGCUUUGUUGGUGCUUUCCCGCCAGUCCUAGAGGGUUGCAAGUCACUGACCACUCUGGACAUGGGGAACAACAUGUUCUUUGGUGUUAUCCCUCCAUGGAUCGGAAGUCAAGUUCCAAAGCUUAGAAUCCUUAGCCUUAGAUCAAACAACUUCACUGGAAAAAUUCCUCUAGGUUUAUCACAGCUUUCAAAACUUAAGCUGCUCGACAUGUCCAACAAUAGCUUGACUGGCUCGAUUCCUAUAGGCUUCGGUAACUUGACGUCCAUGAGGCAUCCAGAAAACCUUUCAACUAUAAAACACCUCUAUUGGAAUAAACGUGAUGAUAGGCUCGGCAUAAUCUGGAAGGGCCAACAGCAUAUUUUCUCAAACGCAAUCCGAUUAUUAGCCGGUAUUGAUUUAUCAGACAAUUUGCUAUCACAAUGCAUCCCUGAAGAGUUAACCAAUCUUCAGGGCCUUCGCUUCCUAAACCUAUCAAGAAACCAUCUGUCAUGCCGCAUUCCCAAAGACAUUGGUAGCAUGUCUCUUCUUGAGUCCCUCGAUCUAUCAUCUAAUCAACUUAUAGGAACCAUUCCUCCAAGCAUCACACAAUUAUCAGGGCUCGGCGUGUUGAAUGUCUCAAACAAUCUUUUGUCAGGCAAGAUACCCGUUGGGGGUCAGACUCAGACCUUCACAGACCCAUCGAUUUACUCCAACAAUUCUGGGCUCUGUGGAUUUCCUCUAAACAUUUCGUGUGACAAUACUUCACUUGCACCGGAUAAGACAAAUGGUGAAGAGAAGGACCACUGGAUGUACUAUUGUGUGAUUGCUGGGAUUGUGUCUGGUCUCUGGUUGUGGUUUGGGAUGCUCUUUACAGUUAAGUUCUGGAGAUGUGGUUUUCUUUCCUUUGUUGAUGGCAUGCAAUGUAAAAUUAUGAAAAAGUUGUGA